UAGGUAGCGAGGCCUCCGCGGCUACUGUCCAAGACGGUCCCGCUGCCGGGCGAGGGAAGUUGGAGGCGGUGCUCCAGGGGCUGAAACCCGCCGUAGAGCUAGCUGCGCAGUCAGCGUGCCGCUGUCUUCUGCCGAGUGUACAGUGAUAUCUUGAGAGAAGAUGGGAAAGGGCUGCAAAGUUGUGGUUUGUGGCUUCUUAUCUGUGGGGAAAACAGCAAUUUUGGAGCAGCUUCUUUAUGGGAAUCAUACUGUUGGAAUGGAAGAUUGUGAAACAAUGGAAGAUGUAUAUAUGGCUUCAGUGGAAACUGAUCGGGGAGUGAAGGAACAGUUACAUCUUUAUGACACCAGAGGCCUACAGGAAGGGGUGGAACUGCCAAAGCAUUAUUUUUCGUUUGCCGAUGGCUUUGUUCUUGUAUACAGUGUGAAUAAUCUUGAAUCCUUUCAAAGAGUGGAGCUACUGAAGAAAGAAAUUGAUAAGUUCAAAGACAAAAAAGAGGUAGCAAUUGUCGUAUUAGGAAACAAAAUCGACCUUUCAGAGCAGAGACAAGUGGACGCUGAAGUGGCACAGCAAUGGGCAAAAAGUGAGAAAGUGCGACUGUGGGAGGUAACGGUUACAGAUCGGAAAACUCUGAUUGAACCAUUCACUCUAUUAGCCAGCAAACUUUCCCAGCCCCCGAGUAAAUCCAGCUUUCCUUUGCCUGGGAGGAAAAACAAAGGGAACUCUAGCUCUGAGAACUAAAACUCAGUGCCACAGUUGUUUGUUGAAUAGUGAUUGCCUUUAACUGUCUGUGAACAUAUUUAAAAUAGGCCAUUUGUAGCUGCUUUUGGUCCUUUGAAAAUCCCUAAGGAAGUAAUUUAAUGCACUUUAGGAUUUAAUUAAAUUAUUUGGGCUGUAUUACUAUUGCCUGAUAUAAAAUAAUAUAUUUGCAUUCUAGAUGCUUGAAAUUUGUCCCUGAUAUUUGCACGUUAUUUAUAUUUGUGCCUAUGAGUAGCGACCCCCCCCUUAACCUGUUUCAGAAGCUAUUAUUCUGUAUAACUUUAUGCACUGUUAGCUCAAACAUAACUUCAUUUUAAAAAAAUUCACCAGUCAUCUAAUGCCUAGGAUUAUAAAAUGACAUUUUUUGGUAUGUCCAAACUGGAUCACAAACAAUUUGGGUACUAAAUUUUAUCUGGUGGAGAUCCUGCUAAAUUGAACAAAACCUAUGAUACCGCUUUGUUCACAUUGUAUGUGUAGCAUGACUUGAGGUAGCAGGUGGUAUAAAUAUGUUCAGACUGUUUCCUCCUUCUCUAAGAAAACUGGUAGACGUGUAAGGACAGGAAAGUUUCCAUUUUCCACUUAGAAUACUAUACCUUUUGGAAAACUUUCUUGGAUAUAGAAAUGUGGAAUAAAAUGUAUCAUAAAACUAUUGAACUACAGGUAGUCUUCAAGUUAGAUAUCUGAAUUUGUGCUAAGGUUCUCUGAAGAUUUUUGCAAAAUCUGAGCAAUGGGGCUUAUAUUUAGCAAAUUGACAAUAUUGUAUCUAGUUUUAAAAGGAGGAAGCAAGCUUAGUGGUUUCAAUGUGAAAGCAGUUAACUGAUUUAAAUGUAAAAUAAAGAAUAAGCUGUUCAGCAAAGAAAUGUGAAAA
Pteropus alecto (black flying fox) is the source of this 1625-nucleotide messenger RNA. RefSeq names its product NFKB inhibitor interacting Ras like 1 (gene NKIRAS1). Gene Ontology annotation, molecular function: GTP binding; GTPase activity. Lineage: Eukaryota; Metazoa; Chordata; Mammalia; Chiroptera; Pteropodidae. The coding region runs from base 161 to 739 and encodes 192 amino acids. The record is from RefSeq and is a predicted model, not a curated record. The transcript is spliced from 4 exons. Gene Ontology annotation, biological process: canonical NF-kappaB signal transduction.